AUGGCCCUCGAUUUUCACAUGUGGGCGGUGACGACUCCAGCGGUGGCUCCAUUCGGCUUCAGCCACCAUACGUCACCGAAAUUGAAUGGCAUUCCUUCUCCCUCCAACCACAUUCAAGACCUCGAUGUGACAUUGAACAAAAAUGCCCUCGUCAACCAUUUCGCUGGAUCGACAAGUUAUCCCUUCGCUCGUUUAACGAAGAUCGUCGCUCCCUCUUUCUUUUUUGCUCCACGAACUGUUCCCACGCCUCUGCCCUCUGCAUUCUCACCGGUAACACGCAAUAAAGUCCGUGAGCACACGACACCCCAAUCCUCCAUCAACACUGCCCAAGUGGGCGCUUGCAAGCGCAGGAUGCCCGAAGUCGAAGGUGGCGCCGUGCCAAAUCAAAGCAAGGGAUCGUGGUCUUCUUUUCUCAAGUCGAUUGCCUCUUUCAACGGCGACUUGUCUUCGCUGACUGCCCCAGCUUUCAUUCUCUCUACCCAAUCGCUAGUCGAAUUCUCCGCGUACUGGGCUGAAAACACGUCGUUAUUCAUUGCGCCGACUCAAGAGAAGGACCCUGCCAGACGCGCUCUACUGGUGCUGAAGUGGUUGCUAAACACGCUCAAACAACAGUAUAGCUCUCGGUCGGAAAAACUUGGGUCAGAAAAGAAGCCACUUAAUCCAUUCCUCGGAGAACUGUUCUUGGGAAAAUGGGACGACGAAUUCGGCGAGACAACGCUGGUCUCGGAGCAAGUCAGUCACCAUCCUCCAGUAACGGCCUACUGUAUCACCAAUGAAAAGCACCGCAUUCGACUGCAAGGCUACAACGGUCAAAAAGCCAGUUUCAGUAGAACUAUCCAAGUCAAGCAAGUUGGACAUGCUCUCUUGACCUUAUACCCUCCUGGCAGUGACCGCGUGGAAACCUACCUGAUCACUCUGCCCGCCUUGCAUAUUGAAAGCCUCAUCUACGGAGCACCCUUUGUCGAGUUGAGCAAAUCUAUAUAUAUCGUCUCCAGCACUGGGCACGUCUCCAAGAUCGAUUUUUCCGGCAAGGGUUGGCUCUCUGGGAAGAAGAACAGCUUCACAGCGUCGUUGUGGAGAGAAGGUGAAGGUUCGGAGAAGAAUCCCCUGUAUACAGCGGACGGGCAGUGGUCGGACUCGUUCGUCAUACGAGAAGGCGACAGCAAGAGAGGGAGAGAGAUCGACACCUUCAGGCCUUCAGGUAUCAAACUGUCCAAGCUGAAUGUUGCACCCAUCGAGGAGCAAGAUGUCUUUGAGAGUCGGAGAGCAUGGUCACGGGUUGCCCAGAGCAUUGAGAAGGGUGAAAUGGAUGCUGCCUCGCAUUACAAGUCCAGAAUCGAGAAUGCCCAGCGGGCGCUGCGCAAGAAGGAGCAAGAGGAAAAGAGAAAUUGGGAACGUGUGUUUUUCUCCCCAGCGGAUCCCGAGAACAGAAUGGAAAGGACAUUCGAAGACUUAGUCAAGGUGGUGACCAAUUUCGGUCUCAACAGCUGGGAAGGUGCCGCGCCAGAUAAAACUGCUGGAAUAUGGAGGUAUAGCGAGGAGAAAGCGGCCAAGGCAAAGAAACCGUUCCACAAGGAGGGACUGCUGGCUCUGGGGGAGAAUUCAGAUGGAACCUCUGCACCAGUCAGUCGGGUCCCGACGAACCAGAGCACAUAA
This is a messenger RNA of Cladophialophora bantiana CBS 173.52, 1656 nucleotides long. RefSeq lists its product as uncharacterized. The transcript is spliced from 2 exons. Gene Ontology annotation, biological process: piecemeal microautophagy of the nucleus; maintenance of cell polarity; exocytosis. The record is from RefSeq and is a predicted model, not a curated record. NCBI's taxonomy places the organism in Eukaryota, Fungi, Ascomycota, Eurotiomycetes, Chaetothyriales, Herpotrichiellaceae. Gene Ontology annotation, cellular component: cytosol; intracellular membrane-bounded organelle; membrane. The coding region runs from base 1 to 1656 and encodes 551 amino acids. Gene Ontology annotation, molecular function: oxysterol binding.